AUAAAAAUGAGAUAAAGAUCAAUUACGGGCCCAUUUGAAUUAAUGGCAUUUUCGUAGUUCUCCCGAAAUCCAAGGCCAUUCACAUAACCCUAAUGUCUAUAAAUAUGCAAACACAAAUCUCCAAAACUCAAGAGACCAAAAAAAUCUCUAAACACAUCUACAAAAGAAGGAAUCACAAACUAAAUUAAGAAAAAACAAACAUAAGAAAAAGUAUGGGGAACUGUUUAGUAAUGGAGAAGAAAGUGAUAAAGAUAAUGAGAAAUGAUGGGAAAGUAGUUGAAUACAGAGGACCCUUGAAGGUUCAUCACAUCCUCACCCAAUUCUCUCCUCACUACUCUAUAUUCGACUCUCUCUCCAACAAUUGUCAUCUUCAUCCCCAAGCCAAGCUUCUCUGUGGUCGUCUCUACUAUCUCUUGCCCCAGGAGACGACUAAAAUCAAGCACGUGAAGAAGACGAUGAAGAAAGUCAGGUUUGCAAAUCCAGAGGUCGAAAAAGAAGAAGAAGAAGAUAGAUUAACAGAUUGUUGUGACAACACCAAGGAGAAGUCUAAUGGUGUUGUGAGGGUGAAGAUGGUUGUGAGUAAGCAAGAGCUGGAGAAGCUGCUUCAAGGAGGUUCUGUUCAUGAGAUGGUUUAUAGGACUCUUGCUAAGCAACAUCUGUGUGCUGAUGAUGAUGAUGAUCAUCAUCAUGAUCAUGCUGAAGAUGAUGAGUGUCAUAGAGUCUGGAAACCUUUGUUAGAUAGCAUUCCUGAAUCUGAUUAGCCUAUUGUAUGUACAUAUAUAUAUGACAUAUACAUAGAUAACAGAGACUCAAAGCUUGUGAAAAGAAAGCAUGUAAUUCGCAGAAACACAAGGGAGAAAGUAUAAUAUUUGUAUUGAAAAACCCUUAAAAAGUUGAUUUUGUUA
Arabidopsis lyrata subsp. lyrata is the source of this 905-nucleotide messenger RNA. RefSeq lists its product as uncharacterized. NCBI's taxonomy places the organism in Eukaryota, Viridiplantae, Streptophyta, Magnoliopsida, Brassicales, Brassicaceae. The record is from RefSeq and is a predicted model, not a curated record. The transcript has a single exon. Bases 213 to 761 code for a protein of 182 amino acids.